GAGGAUACUUAACAUUAUGAACACUCAAUACAUACAGAUGACAGUCAUAUGUCUUCUGUGUUUUUGGACUUCGGGUUUAGCAGCGGAUCUACGAUGCAAUGAUAUGUAUGAAAAAGAUGGCAGAUGUUGUGGACUUUGUCCACCAGGCACAUUUUUGAAGAAGCACUGCACCACUCAUGCCAAAACCGACUGUGGUGACUGCCCAGCGGACUCCUACUCUGAGUUCAGUGACCGCGUAGAGAACUGUCAACCAUGCCUCAAAUGCCAACAGGUCUAUGCAAGAGCAUGCACCUCAACCGCAAACGCAAACUGUUUGUGUGGCUCUGGUUUCCUGUGCUCAGACCAUGUCUGCUCAAAAUGUGAAAAGGAAAAGAAAUGUCGCAAGGGAGAGGAACUGAAGAGGACAGGUUCCAGGGAAUACACUUGGAAAUGUGUCCCAUGUCCUAAUAACACAUACUCUGACACUGAACAGGGUCACUGCAAACCAUUGACACAGUGUGGUACACAUGGAUUUGUUGUGAUCUUCCCUGGGAACAAGACCCAGAACUCAAAAUGUGGUAUACAUGGGCAAGGAAACAAAGAGGACGGGCGUUACAUUCUGGCCACUGGCUUCUUCUUCUUUGCUGUCAUCCUCUUGGUGUUCCUCGCUUAUGCCUGCAUCAGGAGAAUCGGGCACAAGCCUGAAGCUAAUAUACAUGGUCUCCCGCUGUCAAAAGAGGAGAGUGAAGGCCAGCUCAUCCAGCAAGCUGAAACCAAGGACAAUGCCAGCCAGAUUCUGCUCUCCAUGGCGAGCAUCUCCACUGUGUGAUAUCUUACAUCUGCUUGCAGGAGGGCUUUGACUUCAGGGUAGCAUGUCAGCUAGUCCUGAAUGAACAAAUGCUACUUCUACAAUUUGUUUUGCAGUUAGCUUGCUAUAAUUCCCUUGUCUUUUGUAAUCUUGUUUGUUUUUAUUUCCUUUAUUUGUGCAGUCUUUCAUCAAUACUAAGUAUUAUUUUAUAUAGCUUUUCUUACUUUUUUUUGCACAAUUAAUACUGUACUGAAUCCCAACAUUUUUCUUUUUUUAUUUAACCUUUAUUUAUACAGGUUUUUUCGCAUUAAGAUAAAAUAUAUUUUUCAAGAGAGACCUGGUCCAACAGCUACGGGGGAACAAAGUUUCAGGCAAAACAUCUUACAUACACUGAUACAACAUUUAACAAAACAUUAGACACAUAUACAGUAAAAUAAUUACAUAUUAYAUAAAAAAACACAAAUGUCAUAACUAAAAAACAGCUGUCCUAACGGCAAUUACACUUUUUUAUGAUAUUACAUUGACCAAGUGUUUAAACUCCACCAGCGUGACUAGAUCAUCUAAUUUUUAAAUGUUUAGGAGAUAAUUCCAGGACAACAGAGAUGAGUAACUAAAACUAUUUCUACCAUGACCUAUUCUAAUUCUUGGUACUACAAGAAAGCAAAUGAGAAUAGGACCUUAAUCUAUAUUUAUUUACUGACCUGAUUAAAAAAGAACAGAGAUAAAGUGACAUUAUACCCAAUAUGGCCUUUUAAAUCAGUGUAUACCAGUGUUUAAGACUACGCAAGGUCAAUGACGACCAGCCAACGGCGCAGUAGAGAUCACAAUGACAUGUUAGACGUUUUUGAUUGGUAAGGAACAUGAGGGCCUCAUGAUAUGCUGAAUGAAGUGCUCUCAGGGUAGUGGUUGAGGCCUGUAUAUAUACAAAGUACCAGUCAAAAGUUUGGACAC
Molecule: messenger RNA, 1738 nt
Organism: Salvelinus sp. IW2-2015
Lineage: Eukaryota; Metazoa; Chordata; Actinopteri; Salmoniformes; Salmonidae
Product: tumor necrosis factor receptor superfamily member 5
Biological process (GO): positive regulation of tyrosine phosphorylation of STAT protein; immune response-regulating cell surface receptor signaling pathway; cellular response to interleukin-1
Cellular component (GO): CD40 receptor complex; plasma membrane; external side of plasma membrane
Molecular function (GO): tumor necrosis factor receptor activity; CD154 receptor binding; antigen binding
Source: RefSeq, a predicted model, not a curated record